UUUAAAGAUCUUGUCUUUUUGAAGUGAUCAGCGUUUAGAUUUGUUGCCUAUCUUAGUAGGAUUUGGAAAGCUUAACUUUGGUGGUGGUUCUGUUUUUGUGCUUUCGUUGCUUUAUGUAUAGGAUGGAGAAUCUUACAUGGUCUCUCUUAUGAAAUCAUAUGCAAAAUGUAAUCCUUUUGUGUAGAUUUUGGCCGUUAUUUUAUGAGAUUGAGGGCUUUUUUCUUGGAAUCCAUGUAAAAUAUUGGGACUUUUUGCUGUUCUGGCCUUCUGGGUCUACAGAAUUUCAAGUUAUAGGUGGAGUGGUGGAGACUGAUUGAAUGAUUUUGAAAUGCUUGAAGUGAAGGACGAGCUUAGUUCUAACCGCGGAGAUGAAUUCCCAGUAAGGAGAAUAUGUUAAGUAUUGAUUUGGAUGGUUGAGUAUGUGUUUCAAAUGGAAGGUCAUUGGGUUGGUGAAUAGGCUAAUGUCAAGUUGCUGAAGAGGUAUUGAUUGGAUAUUGGUGGUUGAACAGGUGCAGAAAUAUUUCCGGUCUUUUGAUGCCUUGAACAGGCAAGUACCGAAUGAAUAUCUGCCAAGUUGGAAAUCGAGCUGUUUCUUAAAUUUUUGAUGCGUAGAGAUGCUUCCAAGUUGUCUUUUGAGAGAAAUCAGCUAUAAUAUUUGAAUACCAAAUUUUGGGUUUAUUUAUUAAAUAUCAAUUAAACGAUGAGAAUUGGCGUGUAAAGCCAAAAAGCUGAAUCAAGUUAUGUUGUGGAAAAAAGGCAAAAUAUUAGAUGAGACUUGCUAAGUGAUUCUACUUUGAAUAAACCGGUGAAAUGGAGUCCAACUUGUGCUGCCAUUUUACUAGCACUUCAUCAACAGCCAGCAUUUGUGUUGAGAACACAUCAAUUAACACCGUAUCUGUAGCAGCUGGCCGUAAUGUAGUAUGAUAGUUUAAUCCGGUGCAUUCUAUUGAUUAUAUAUUGGAUAGCUUGUUUUGGGAUUUUCCUGAUCCAGCAAAAAUGGAUGAGGAAGCUUCAUCUGUGAAGAAGGAUCAAUUAACAGCAGAUCAUCCCACAGUUAAUUGUGAGAAGCAGGAAACUGCUGUUCAGGCAGGAGACAUCCUUUCUCGGGUUUCUCAAACUCAUGAUGUGAUCAUGACACUGGACAAAACAAUUUCCUCAUUGGAGAUGCAGCUAGCUUCAGCAAGAGCUGCAAAAGUUAUCAAUGAGGAUGGAUCUCCGAUGGUCACAAAAUCAGGAACCGAGCAUUUGAAGGAGCGACCAAAGGUUUUCUUUGUUAUGGGAAUAAUUACUGCAUUCAGCAGCAGGAAGCGAAGGGACUCGAUUAGAGAAACCUGGAUGCCCAAAGGAGAGGAGUUAAAAAAGUUGGAAACAGAGAAGGGUAUUAUAAUACGGUUUGUUAUAGGACACAGUGCAUCUCCAGGUGGUGUUUUGGACCGUGCUAUUGAAGCAGAAGAUGAUCAACACAAGGAUUUCCUGAGACUGAAUCAUGUAGAAGGUUAUCAUGAAUUAUCGUCGAAAACACAAAUAUAUUUUUCAACAGCUGUUGCUAAGUGGGAUGCUGACUUCUAUAUUAAAGUUGAUGACGAUGUGCACAUAAAUCUUGGCAUGGUCGGAUCUACCUUGGCCCGUCAUAGAUCAAAGCCUCGUGUUUAUAUGGGUUGUAUGAAGUCUGGACCUGUACUAGCACAGACAGGAGUCAAGUACCAUGAGCCAGAAUAUUGGAAAUUUGGUGAGGAGGGGAACAAGUAUUUUCGGCAUGCAACUGGGCAAAUAUAUGCAAUUUCUAAAGACUUGGCCACCUAUAUCUCAGUAAAUCGACACAUACUUCAUAGAUAUGCAAAUGAAGAUGUUUCUCUAGGUUCUUGGUUUAUUGGUCUUGAUGUUGAGCAUAUUGAUGAUCGAAGCCUCUGCUGUGGGACUGCACCUGAUUGCGAGUGGAAAGCCCAGGCAGGUAAUCCUUGUGCUGCAUCGUUUGAUUGGAGCUGCAGUGGCAUUUGUAAGUCAGUGGAAAGAAUGGAGGAAGUACACCAGCGAUGUGGGGAAGGUGAGGGAGCAAUCUGGCAUACAAGUUUCUGAAACUUUUUCUCUUGUAAUAUAGUUUUUUGUGUGUGAUUUAAGCUGUUGGUUUAGACAACACCAUCUGCCCGAUUUUUGCUGUCGAUGCCUCGGACAUUUGGUGCAUGAUUAAAUUAAUUACUUCACAUACAGAUUAUCAAGUCAGGAAAAGAAAUAUGGUGUAGUUCCAAAGA
Molecule: messenger RNA, 2249 nt
Organism: Populus trichocarpa (black cottonwood)
Lineage: Eukaryota; Viridiplantae; Streptophyta; Magnoliopsida; Malpighiales; Salicaceae
Product: beta-1,6-galactosyltransferase GALT31A
Exons: 11
Coding region: 997-2076 (359 amino acids)
Cellular component (GO): Golgi membrane
Molecular function (GO): hexosyltransferase activity
Source: RefSeq, a predicted model, not a curated record